GGAAAAAAGUACAAAAAAAAGCACCCAGAAUCAUGUGUCAGCGGCAAACUGAAGUGAGAAAGAGGGAGGGAGAGAGAGAGCAGAAGCUAGGCGAUAGAGGGAGAGAGAGAGAGAAAGAGAGAGAGCGAGACGAGAGCAGGCAGGCGAGAGUUGCAACGCGAGAGAGAGAGAGGGAGAGAGAGAGAGCGAAGGGGAAAGAGGAGGGGGGAUAAAGGGAGAGAGAGAGAGAGAGAGAGUCAGAGUGUGAGAGCCGUUCCUGCCCUCUGUCUCUACACACACACACAGCUCGCCUGUGAGUGCGUGUGUAUAUGUGUGUGUGAGCGCCUGUGUGUGUGCGCGUUUCUCCCUGUGCUCUCUCUCCCUCACACACACACGCACGCAGACGAGUGCACACAGCAAAAGGGGGUGAGCAAGUGAGCGACAGAGAGAGAGAGCGAGCAGGCAAGAGCGAGAGAGAGAGAGGCAGAGCGAGCAAGGGAGAGGGAGAGGGGAGAGAGAGAGAGAGAGAGAGAGAGAACACACAUCGCAGCCGAGAUGCAGCAGGAGGUUUUCCGAGGUUUGGGGGUUCUGCCAUGGUGUUCCAGGUGGAGCUAUGGCACCCCCAUCACGCCAGCUGCUACCCUCCGCCUGAACUGAACAAGCAGCAGCGACCGGCCUGCCACGCCCUGCCAUUGGACCACGCUGUCCACGCCGCCGUUCGCACCCGCCUGACUGGUCACGGUGGAGGAAGAGGCUCGCACUUCUGUCAGUUAUCGCCUUCCCGCGUCGGCACCAGGGCUGCUGAUUUCUCUGUCAUCACCACCACCCCGGGGACAGAGAGAGUGGCGGUGGUGGAGCCACCCUCCCUCCAGACCAGGUUGUCACCCGGCCUGCCGUCACACUACCCAGACGCGUCUCACGUGUCCCGGUGUGACCCCAGGGCUGCAGCAGGGCCUCAGUCGGAGGCGGCAGACUGCAUCCUCCCGGCUCCCGGCAUCCUCUCCUUCGUCUUGGAUCCGGGAGGCUUGAGGAAGAGAGCGGGGAGGAGGAGAUGAAAAGCAAAAAAGCGAAAGGGAACAGGAUGGGGGAGGCGGAGACGGGCAAAUGUCGGACGGAUGUCGGCCAAACCACAAAAAUAUCUCUGCGCUUUCCGCUCAGCGCGGGGCUGCCAGUGCCCACCGUGGCACAGAACCACUGCCCCGUCCCUCUCUCCCUCUCCCCCUCCCCGCCCCUGCUCCCCUCCUCCUCCUCCUCCGAGGCGGUGGUGGUGGCGGGGCACGAAACGGCCCGUGGCGAGGGUACAAGGAAAAUGGAUUCCCUCACGGACAAGCAGCUGCCCCGCUCGCCAAUAAAGCACGCCAACUUGCCAGCUGCUCCCUGCUCCUCUUCCUCCUUCUCCUCCUCCUCCUCCCCUUCCUCCUCCUCCUCUUCCUCCCCCAUUGAUCUCACUGCAUCAGUCAGGAAGGACUCUAAAUCCACUCCACCCUUCCCCGCAGCUGGCCCUGAUCCCCAUUUCCAGAGCCCCCCCCCUGGACCGGCAGCAGUGGCAGUGGCAGCGGCAGUGGCAGGGACGGGGUCGGGCUAUUCAGGGGAGGCCGCCUUCGGGGGGAGCCUCCUCCCGCAUGGCACCGACCCAGAGCACUUGACGACAGAGACAGCACAUAUCCUCUUCAAGCUGAGCACCAAGGCCUUUCAGGGCCAGGGGACCAGGGAGACAGACAGGAGGUCGGAGCACAGCGGCUCCAAAAGUAAACAAGUCAACGGGGACACCCCGCGGAGGGAGAGAGACCGGUCCGUUGAGCCCGCUCCUCUUCCUCCUCCCUCUCCCCCUCCUCCCUCCUCCUCUUCCCUCUCCCUGGGCCCCCCUUCUCCCCCUACUUCUCCGUCUGCUGCUGCUACCCCUCUGCCUGGCCACGCCUCCCCGGAGGAGGCGAAGCCCGAGCUCCUGUGCGGGGUGUGCCACCGCCUGUUCAGCACUGCCUCCUCCCUCACCGUCCACAUGAGGCUGCACCGCGGCAGCCGAGCGCUCAGCUGCCGCCACUGUGGCAAGGCCUUCAUCCACAACAAAAGACUGCAGUCCCACGAGGCCGUGUGCAAGCAGGCGCCCCUGCUGGCAGCGCUCCCCGUACAGCCCAAGCAGGAGCCCCUGGACGAGGGGGAGCAGUCAGGGGCAGGGGAGCCAGGAGGAGAAGGAGGAGAAGUAGGGGAGGGAGAGGUGUUGUUGGGGGAGCCACAAGUCGAGCCACCUGAGCUAGGUCUCGUGACCACGCCUGUCCGGCCUGGGAAGAAAGGACGGGGCUUGUUGGGGCGCCAUCGGGUCCCCUUUCCCCACGAGGAAGGGCUCCUGAACGAGGAUGAUCACUUCAUCAAGAUCGUGGACGGCAACAUCAUCUACUUUUGCACUGUAUGCGAGAGGUCCUACAUGACCCUGUCCAGCCUGAAGCGGCACUCCAACGUCCACUCCUGGCGCCGGAAGUACCCCUGCCACUUCUGCGACAAGGUCUUCGCCCUGGCCGAGUACCGCACCAAGCACGAGGUGUGGCACACGGGCGAGCGCCGCUACCAGUGCAUCUUCUGCUGGGAGGCCUUCCCCACCUACUACAACCUCAAGACACACCAGAAGGCCAUGCACGGCAUCAGCCCCAGCCUCAUCUGCAGCGAGAAGACGGCCAAUGGCGGCUACAAGCAGAAGGUGAACGCCCUCAAGCUGUACCGCCUGCUGCCGAUGCGCUCCCAGAAGAGGCCCUACAAGACCUACAGCCCCGCCAUGGCGGACGGCCUGCUGCUGCCCCCCGACCCCCUGUCCCUGGACUGCGCCCUCCCCACCGCCAUCGGUGCCGAGGAGCUGCAGGCCCUGCUGGCCGAUGCCCAUGCCACGGGCCUCAAGGCCGACCCAGAUGCUUUCCCCAUCAGCCUGAGUCUGGGUCAGGAUGAACUCAACAGGCUGGCGGCCGCCCAAGCAGGCAUGCCAGUGAGCGAGACUGAGAGAAAUAUGUCUGUACUGCUGGGGCCGGCUGGAGCCGAUGGCAUGGCUCCCACACUGCUCAAGGGGGACUGCAGCCCGACCGCAGCCGCUGCCUCCUCAGUCGUCACCUAUGGCCACACCAAGCCGUCCGUCAUUGUGCACGGGACAACGGUCUCGUCGUCUUCUGUAAUUGUCCAUAGUAAUCAGAUUUCGGCUGGUGGAACACAAAGUCCUCCGCCAAACCAUUCCUCCUCCUCCCCCUCCGUCUCCUCCUCCUCCCCUCAGCCUAGUGGGAAGGCAGGGGGGAAACCUUCUCACCGCUCAUCAAAGAAACGCGGACGGAAAGAGUACACAGAUAUUCCUAAGGACACAGACAAUGCCUCCGAUUCCACGGCCGUCUCUGAGAGCCAAAAGUCAGGGACGACGAAAGGUCACCACAAAGCGCGCAAGUCACACAGCAAAAGUGACGGUCACUCGAGUAGGUCAUCGAGUCAUGACGCUACGUCCGAGACCAAGGGCAGCGGGCCGGUGUGCCAGAUCACCGUGCGCAUCGGGGAGGAGGCCAUUGUCAAACGGAGCAUCUCAGAAACAGAUCUCAUGAGGGACAAAGACCUGUCGGCCUGCAAAGCCAAAAAGGGCAACAACGAUGCUUCCACAGCUGAGGAGCAGAGGGAGAGGGAGGCCCGCCACAGUCAUCAUCAUCAUCAUCGCCACAAACACCGCCCCCAUCGCAGCUCCAGCAAGGAGGAGGCGGAAGGAGAACCCCGUAAGAAAACCCCCAAAACACAAACCAAGGUGAGGGAGUACUACUUCCGCCAGGAGGUGCGGGAGGAGCAGAGUGAUCAGGAAGGACAGGAUAACCUCUGGCGGCCGUACUACUCCUACAAGCCCAAGCGCAAAGCACCACACGUGCAAAAGGUUAAAAACUGGCAACGUAAGCAACACCACAAACGGUCUCUCAGACGCCUGCAGAAAGGCGAGACACACACAAAUCACACAGACAAUCGCACAGAGGAGGAUGAGGGGGAGGGAGAUGGGGAGAGGGAGGAGGAGGGGGAGGAGGAGAUGGAGGUGGAGGAGGGGCCAGGGGACGAUGGGGUGGAAACAGAAGAGCAGGCACUGAAGACAGAGGAGGAGGACAGUGACAUCACAAACCAGGAAGCAGAGAGUGUUGUAAAUGACAGAGACACACCCUCUGCUCCUUUGAAAGACACUGUGGAGGAAGAACAGCACCAGCCCACACCUGUUGACUCCCCUGUUUCCAACACAAGCCCUGUGGUGGAUACUUCAAAGCCACCCACCGCAGACAGACAGGAGCCGCUCAGCUGGUCCGUGGGAGGCCAAGCGGCGGAGUGUGGCACCUGUGGCCGGUGGUUCUCCAGCGUGAGGAAGCGUGACAAGCACGAGCUGACGCAUCUGAUCGAGUUUGUGUGCAUGCUGUGCCGAGCCUCGUUUCACUCCCAGUCCAGGCUGGAGGAGCACCAGAGGACCCAGCACCCCAAGCCGAGUCCCAAGGCCAUACCUGUCAUGCCUGUUCUUCCCACAACAGACAGAGCUGAGGCCAUGGAGACAGACGCCAGUAACACUGACCAGGCGGUGGGGGACAUAACUGCUGAGGAUAGGGACGCUGCUGCGGUGGUAGCUCGACUGGCUAGGAGACAAUUUUUCAGGAACGUCUGCUCGCAGUGUAACAAGGUGUGCAAGACGGCCACGGCGCUCAGUCGCCACAUGCGAAGGCACGAGCUGAGCAGCCCCGCUGUGGCGGCGGAGGCUCAACCGAGCACGCCCAGUAGUAGCGCCAGCAGCCCAAAGCUGUCGGCGGCGGCGGCGGCCAGGAGCCAGUCGGCAAGCGAGCCGCAAGAGACCAGCGGCGCCCACCACCACAUGCAGCCGGUGCCAGUCAUUAACUACACAGCAUUAACCACGCCACGAGACCACCAGGAGAAGCAGGUGUUGGCUGAAUGUGUUAAGCCGCCGAGUCUGAGCCAACCGUGUGGUGAAGCCGGAGCCGAGAGCCAAAUGGGGCUGUCCCCUGGCGUCCCGGAGGCUGCGCCCGUCGACAGAAGUACACCUCGGGUACAAAGCCCGCAGCGGAGCGUACAAACAAGCCCCCCUCUGAGUCCGCCGUGUACGAACACAACACUCACAUCAUCAGACAUCAGCCUUGCCAGCUCCACGGCAGAUGGCCAUAGGUUUCUACCACCGCCGCCGCCGCCGUCUAAUCUGCACAGUGUGUUAGUGCUAAACGAACCAGAGUGCUUGGAUUACAGAACACCUGAAAAGAAAAGCCAGGACGCCCUCGAACAGAGGCAAAGCCAUCCUGUACAGAGACCAAACAGUUUGUACGCCGCCUUGCCAGAGAGGCUCCAGGCAAAAGCUGAUAGCAGUGCUUUAAGUAUACCCCUGACGACAGAGCCCAACCGGCUGGCAAACGUAGAGUGCGAGAGCUCCUUAGAGACGGAGACACAGGGUAACAGGGGGCCCCUUGUGCUUUAUGCUGAUCCACACGAGGCCCAGGAUCUCAGGGUGCCUCCCUUGUCUUGCAGUCCUUGCGACAACGAAGCACAGGACCUCUCCAUGCCCACCAUUCUGGCCAGGGAGAGGGAGAGAGAGAGAGAACGAGAGAGGGAGAGGGAGCGAGACAGAGAAAGAGAAAGGGAGAGGGAGCGAGAAAGAGAAAGGGACAGGGAGAGGGAGAGGGAGAGGGAGAGAGUGCAACAGACUGCUGCUGCGCUGUCCAACUUCCAAAACGAACAACAGCACAGAGAACAGGACAUGACUCUGCUGGUGCCCAAAGAGGAGCCAGUGAGCCCGGCGCCGUCUCCAAAGCGCUCCGUUAUUCAAACCACUACGACAAGCAACACACUGCAGCAGAGGCACUCCAAGUCGCCCCGCCACUCCCCCUGCUCUGCAGACCUGGCACGGGCCAAGCAGGAGGCGGCCCACCAGCAGCAGCAUCAGCAGCAGCAGCAUCAGCAGUCACGUCGCCUCGGCCGGCAGGGCCUCAUGCUGCCAACCAGCUCCACGGUGGGCGGUGGCAGUGACCGCCCCUCCGCCCACGCUCUCCUGCUCCCCAGGGUGUCUGAGGCGAAGCGGGAGAACGCUCCCUCAGGCGCCCACGGGGCAGAGGCCCAGAGGGGGGAGAGCAACAGAGCCGGCGGGGGCGGCUAUCCUACCGUCCAAGACUUCCCCUUGCCCCUGAUCAUGCCCGCCGGGGGCUAUCGCUCGGGGAAGAAGCAGCAGCAGCAGCAGGAGGAGAACCUCCUCAUGUCGUACCCCGCCGGCCCUCUGCCCUUCGCCGCCGCCCUGGGCAAGAUGGUGUCCCCCGGGGACCUGGCCAAGCUGCCCCUCUACCGUGACCCCUACCCCCUGCUGUGCGCCCCGCAGCUGCUCGCCUACCCGUACAAUCUCGCCACGCUGCCCAUGGCCCUGAACAUGAUGGGGGCGGGGUCCGGGGACAAGGGGGCAGAGUCGCCCCUGCCCUUCCUGCCCGCUCUAUUCAACUACGCCGCCCCAUACGCGGGCAUCUCCCCGCACACCUUGAUGGCCCACCCCAGCCUCUACGGGGCGGGCAGCGGCAGUGGCAAGAAGAGGGACAGUGCCAACCCAUAGGAGAACGUUCCAGAGCCCGCAAGGAAUAUAUAUAAAAAAAAAAUCAAAAACAGAAGACCAAGGCCUUUUGGCAGAGGACAUUACUUGUUUUGUUUUUAUUUUUUGUUGUCUGUUUUUUUUGUUGCUAUUUUGUUGCUCUUUGGUAAAAACUAACAGCACUUGACAGUCCUUGCCGCUCUUUUUUUUGUAAAAGUAGUCGAGACCUAGGCAAUUGUAGAGUCAGUGGGUAAAGGGACAAAUAGGUCUUCUUUCGGAGGGGGCGGUGAAACGUGAAGAGAGGAAGGGGGGUUAUGAGUAGGGGGGGGGUAUACAGUUUGCUCUCCCUCCACUUCCUCUUUCUCUCCUCCUGGUCAGAUGUGCCUGCUGCACACCACUCCUUUAGUCACAUCUCUCUGUAGAAAACUGUAGAGCUCGAUAUGUUUGUCUUCUCUGACUCCUUCUGUUAAUAACUACGAUUAAAAAAAAAGAAAUAAUAACAGCUAACAGGGUGUGUUUUGCAAACGUUUAGUUCAGUAUGCUUCCCACUGUAGCCGAAUAAUAAUGAUAAUAUUGAUAUACUGCAUAAUAAUGAUGAUAAUAACAAUAAUAAUAAAUAAUGAUGGUCAUUAUAUGUCACCUCAAAUGGUGGAUAAGAGUUUUACAAAAGGAAAGGGAUGAGCUGGUUAUGUCUUGCAGCGCUAAUGGGGUCAGACGUUAGAACGAUGGUGAGAGGAUGUGACUGUACUUUCGUGUGUGUGAGUGAGUGAGUGAGUGAGUGUGUAUGUGAGUGUACAAAAUGUGUGUGCAUGCCUGCACACUGAUGAGUGGCUGCCUGUGUGUACUGAUUUUGCACGUACCAGUCUGGUGUGUGCCUAUUCACAUAUGUGGCUAUUCUCAGCUUAUGUAGGUCUUGAUCCAUUCCAUAAAGGUCUGAGGUAUGUACUAUAUGCGAUGAGCGCCAAGUAAGUCAUUCCUAUUUUAGGUGGGUUUGCCUCUUGUAGUUUUUUAAAAGUGUCUAUUGUAUUAUUAGAUGGAUCCCUUCCACUGUCAGACUGAAACAAAAGCAGCUGAGUGGUGAAAACAAGUCUGUGCCUGAUUGUCAAUUACUGAUGCCUCUAAAAAAAAAUACUAACGAUCACCUCAGUGGCUGGGGGACCCAGAUCUAUGAUGAUGACCGAGGCCUUUUUAUUCAACACAAUAAUCUGGAUCAAUCAAUCCGUUCUUAUUAUUACUCAUAUAGGGUUACAGGAAUCCACAGCUUCAGGACAUUACGUCUUGAAGCUAGUACACAAGUAUAGUUUACGUCUUGAAACUGGUACAUCAAGUUCUCUCUCUCUCUCUCUCUCUCUCCCUCCCUCCCUUUCUCUCUUAGUAUUCAUCUCAUUUCUGAGGGUUUUUACCAAAAUAAACACAUAGCCUAAACACAGUGUCGACCUUAUAGUUAUAGUGGCCUUUCGUACCCCAGCUCCUCCUGGUGUCCAACCAAAGACACUCGUUUUUUUUAUUUUUUUUAUUUUUAACUCGGCUGCGUCUGAUAGCAUUCAAGGCAGUGGAAAAUGAGAGAAAAGAAAGGAAUAUUUAGAACAAGAAACCUUGGCUUAAAGGUACCUGACAUAGGUUUUAACUGUGACAAUUUCACUGAAUAAAGUAAGUCAUAUAGGAAAAUCUGACAGCACAGAUGGAUUGCUUUCCCCUCCUGUUUGUUGAGAGCAAUCGAGGAAUGCCCCUUUAUUAAGUCUAACCUGACCCACUCUGCAGGUGGCAAAGGCAGAGGAGAGGAGGGUGUUCUAGAGGAUUCUAGAGCCAUGGGCCAGGCUGUGCCUCCAUUAGCCGUUAGCUGGCUAGCUAGCUAGCUAGAAACGGCAGCUAUAGCUCCUCUGCUCUCUCUCUCUCUUUCUGUGGCGCAGCAGAGGGGACAACAGGAAUGACGUCAGUGGAUCCUCACACUGUCUCACGUAGGGGUUGGGCUAAACUAGAGUCCAUUGUACUGGAGUUCCCCCAUAGAUGCCUGCUGGGAGUGAUUUUUUUCUUUUUUUGAUUUCUUUUUAUGUAUAUCUCUGUGAUUUUUAUACAAGGUCAUUUGUUUUGUUUGUUUGAUUUUUUUUAAAACCCCUUUCGGUAGACAGAGAAAGGAUUUCUCCGAAAAGGGUUUUUGAGUAUACAUUAAAAAAAAUGAUGAAUGUAAUUUUAGUCAUGGGAGUUGAUGAAGAACAUAAAGAGAAAAACACUAUGGUAGAUGGAACAGAAUCUGUUUUCUGACUUGAAAAAAAAUAUAAUAACAUGUAAUGAAACCGUUAUGAAGUCUUGGUAUAUAUAUAUACAGUAGUCUUAGCAAACAUGACGAGAAACUUGGGUUCAAUAUUCACACAACGCAUGAGUAAACACUUGUCCACAGCUACAUCUGUCCUCCUGUCAACACCGUCUCUCAGCUCUCCCUACUGGAACUUCACACUACUUCCUUAGUUUUGUUGUUGUUGUUUUUUAGAAAUGUUUUAUUCUUUACCUUAUCACUGAAUCAUUUUGUACCACUCCCCCCUUUACACCCCAACCCCCGACAACCAAGAUUUGUUCUGUUUUGUUUUAAAAAUGUAAUCUAAAUACCAAAAAAAAGAACAGCUGCCACUUUUUUGUUGUCUGAAUCAGUAUGGAAGCUGUCCAAAUCUCUUGUCCACUGUCCGGCACCCAUCUCCCCUCCUCCUCCAUAUCCCUCUAUUCCUCUGCUCCUCCCUCCAUCUAUCCGGCACCUCCACUUGUUCUCCACUCCCUCCGUACCGUGCCCCUCAGUCAUUUCCAAAACAUUUUGCUGCCUACCUUUGAAGUGUGUGAGUGCGUUUGAAAGCGAGUGAUGAAACCGCAACACUGUUCGUUUUCUGGAGGGUACAAAGCACAGCCUGACCAAUUGGAGAGGCCGACGUGGGUUUGAUUGGGUGUGGUUACAAGCCUUUUGUAUGUGUGUGUUUGUGUAGUGUGUGUGAGUGUGUGUGAAUGUGCAAAGAAUAAAAACCAAAACAAUCACCAUAUCCCUUUGGGGUCUGCCCUGUUUUUUUUGGUAGGUUCUGAUGUUUUGUUUUUUUCUUUGAAAAAGGUUUGCCUACCUCCCUCCAUUCUGUUAAUCUCCUAUUGAGAAAACAGCAAAACACACUAACAAACAAACAAACAACAAUAAAUGGUGUGGGGAAAGUUAUUUUGUAUGAUUAAAAAAAAUACAGGACAAACCAUUUCCAUCCCAUGUUUUCGCCACGUUGGAUUCACAAGUAUCUGAUGACUUGGAACCUGCCAGUUGGAGAAAAAGAAAACAAAUUUGAUUUUGUAAUAAGUCUGUGAUUUACGGAUGAUUCUUUUAGUAAGUCUUUUGUUUUGGCAAUGGAAUUUAUGUAUGACCCUGCGGAACGGAAGGCACACUGUGGUAACUUAAGGCAUCAAACAAGAGUGUUGUCUCCUUAAACUCUUCAAAGAGGUUGGCUUUAGUUAAGUGAGCGUGGCUAAGUUGUCUGGUUUUGUAUAAAUGUUCAUGUGAUAUACUGUGCCAUAGUUUUAGAAGCCUGCACUAAUAGGGGCUUUAAAGAGUAUGUGUUCUUUUCAUGACUUUGUGUUAUAUUAUUUAAUGCAAAGGCUUGUAGCCAAGAAAACACCCAAACAAGUCCACAACUUUAUUUUUUUAAUAUGACUUCUCUUGUUUGUCCCCCCCCCCUUCUUUAUCUCUCAUUCUGUCUCUCCCUCUCUUUUUCUCUCUUUGUCUCCAUGCUACAAUCAUAUGAAUAAAGUAUUAACCUGACGACCCAAGUGAACGCCAAAAUGCGUCUUUGUCCAGUAGCAUGUAGCCCACACAUAGUCUAAACAAGUGGUUAUUAAAGUGGGUUGAAUUGGAUGUUUGAACCUUUGAGGAGUACCAUCACAAAUAUGUGAUUAGAAUUUUGCCAACAUUUUGAGUUGUCAUUAUGAUGUCAUAAGGACUUGGCCAUUUUUUUUUAACACAGACCUCUAUGGGAGCUGUAGAGUGUUCCAGUAAAAUUCUAGAAGAACUGGGAAAAAGUCCUUACUCCUCAAAGGUUAAAGUGGGUUUAAUUUGAUGUUUGAACUGCAGUUUGCUUGCCUGGUUAACACCAGACCUAAUCACAAGUGAGAUUAGGUCUGGGGAGUUGCCUAUUGUAAAUUCCGUAUGGGGCCGGAAUACUUGGCUAUUAUGACACACUGCCCUGCUCUCUGAUUGGGCAGAGAAACUGUUAAGGUCGGAAUGCUUGGCCAUUAUGACACAGAUCCCAUGAUCUUGUACGUUAUGAGUCAUCCUCGCCAUACUGUCUUUCAGAUCGAAACGAUUGUGUAGAACUAAAGGCAGUAUGGGAGUUCCCAGGCUAGCAGUUUGCCAGUCUGUUACUGUUUAAAUUGAUUCUCAUUUCAUUCCAC
Engraulis encrasicolus (European anchovy) is the source of this 10939-nucleotide messenger RNA. It is a transcript of the gene zbtb4, whose product is annotated as zinc finger and BTB domain containing 4. The record is from RefSeq and is a predicted model, not a curated record. The transcript has 2 exons. NCBI's taxonomy places the organism in Eukaryota, Metazoa, Chordata, Actinopteri, Clupeiformes, Engraulidae. Bases 1031 to 6556 code for a protein of 1841 amino acids.